CGGGGUGUAAGCUUGCAGCAGGAAGGCUUCCUCAUGGCUCGUUACGUUUGUAAGCGGAUUUGAUCGUGUCAGCUGCAGUUUGUGAAGUGUCAAGCCAUGGGUCUGUCAUUAAGGAGCUGGAUAGCCAACGAGGGCGGGAAACACUGUAUAUUAAUCACUUGGCUUAGUGUUAGCGCUUGGAUCUUUUGGAGGACAUUCAUACUGUACUGCAGCGGAGCGGAGUACCACUACCUACACAAGAUGCUGGGGCUGGGACUGUGCAUUAGUCGAGCCUCAGCCACCGUUCUCAACCUCAACUGCAGCCUGGUACUACUGCCCAUGUGCAGAUCUAUCUUGACUGUACUUAGAGGAACCCGUCAGGUUUCAAGUAAAAAAGCACGCAGGUUGUUGGACAAGAGUAAGACCUUUCAUGUGACUUGUGGAGUGGCUAUAUGUGUCUUCUCAGUGGUUCAUGUGGGUGCCCACCUGGUGAACGUUGUCAGCUUUUCUGUCAGGUACUCAGAUGAGUUCCCCGCCCUCAAUGUAGCACAUUACCGGGGACAGGAUCCUCAUCUUCUCAUCCUGACCACAGUUCCUGGGAUAACAGGUGUCUUGUUGGUUCUGGUAUUAUUCCUGAUGUUUACAGCUUCGUCUCAUAGUGUAAGGGUUGGUAACUAUGAGAUUUUCUGGUACACUCAUAACCUUUUCAUCCUCUUCUAUGUUGUGCUCUUGAUGCAUGUGGUCGGAGGGGCUCUGAAAUACCAGACAAAUGUUGAUGCCCAUCCACCUGGCUGCAUACCUGCCAAUCAGACGAGGGCACAUUCAGAUACAUGGCCCAAUCAGGAGGUAGAUGGAGAACUGGUGGCUGAGUCAAGGGAAAUGUCACUUGUUUGUAAAGAAGAUGCCCAUUUUCAACCUCAUUUCCCCCAGACAUGGCUAUGGGUCUUGGGCCCUCUAUGUCUCUACUGUGGAGAGAGACUGUACCGCUACAUCAGGUGCAAUGCAUCCGUCACCAUAGUUUCGGUUGUCAGGCACCCCUGUGAUGUCAUAGAGGUGCGCAUGCUGAAGAACUCUUUUAAGGCCCGCCCAGGUCAGUAUGUCUUGCUGAACUGCCCGAGUGUGUCAUCAUUUGAGAAUCAUGCUUUCACUCUUACUUCAUGUCCAACUGAGAACAAAGAAACAUUUGGCAUUCAUGUUCGAGUAGUUGGGGACUGGACUGCCUGUUUUUCUGAGCUGCUACUUCCUGACUUGGAGCAUUCUGAGAUCCUUCCUAUGACAAAUCAGCGGAGAUACCCCAAGCUGUAUGUGGAUGGUCCGUUUGGCAGUCCAUCAGAGGAAGUUUUCAAUUAUGAAGUCAGUGUGUGUGUGGCUGGCGGCAUCGGAGUUACGCCUUUCGCCUGUAUCAUGCAUGCUCUCCUUGAUGAGUGGCGUCGUUAUAAACUGCAGAGGUUGUAUUUUGUGUGGGUGUGCAGAGAGCUGAACUCUUUUUACUGGUUUGCUGAAUUGCUCUGUGGCCUACAUCGCAAGCUUUGGGAGCAAAAUCGUCCAGACUACCUGAACAUUCGACUUUACCUCACAACAGCCCAAGAGCUGCAGAACCUCACAGAUGAAAAGUACCGCCCCCUACAUUCUAGACUCUUAAUUGGCCGACCCAAAUUGAAGCUCCUUUUUGAGGAGAUAGGAAGAUCCAAUCAGCACAAAAAAGUAGGUGUGUUCUGCUGUGCGCCUAAAGGCGUUUCCAGAGAGCUCCACAAACUCUGCAACUCAUUCUCUGCUUCAGGAACGGUCUUCGAGUACAACAAGGAAUCAUUCAGCUGAGCGUGGUCUGGUACGAGGUGCUGGCCUCCUCCUCACUGCUACUCAGCAGGGGCUGUCUCUCCCCGUGGCC
This is a messenger RNA of Electrophorus electricus (electric eel), 1867 nucleotides long. NCBI's taxonomy places the organism in Eukaryota, Metazoa, Chordata, Actinopteri, Gymnotiformes, Gymnotidae. The record is from RefSeq and is a predicted model, not a curated record.